This is a messenger RNA of Cuscuta campestris, 630 nucleotides long. Lineage: Eukaryota; Viridiplantae; Streptophyta; Magnoliopsida; Solanales; Convolvulaceae. The record is from the annotation of a GenBank genome assembly.
CGCAUGUUUUUAAAAUGGGCUUUUGGGAUCCUCAUGUGGCCCAUAUUUUUAAUCGACAUCAUUCUCAGACCGGUGGUGUGACAGAAGCAAGUAUUCGAUAGCAGAAAUGGCAAUAGCUGCGGCCACUAGAUCGAUUUUCCGGUCGUCGGCGGCGGCUCGUGGAGCCGCCUCGAGGAUUGCGUCGGAGGCCAAAGCUGCUCGCGCCCCUUUCCGCGCCGCAUCUAGAAGAAGCCUUCUGGCUCCGCGCAUCUUCAGGUGUCCGGCGGAGCUGAGCGCUUGCGUGGAGUCGCUGCAGCCGUAUCACACCGCCACUGCUUCCGCCUUGAUGACGUCGAUGCUUACGGUUGCUCCCCGCAGCUUUGGUUGGCUUUCAGAAGGUAUCUAGCAACACCUCUAGGGUCCUCCUUUUCCUCAUAAAACAACUGUUGGGGUUGACAAGACUAGAUGAAGAGGGACAAGCAAAGAUGGCUGACUUGGAUUUCUUUGUGUUUCAAAGCCCCAAAUUUUAGUAGAAAAAUGAAGUUUAGAUGUUGGACUUGUUUCAAAAGUUGGAGUUUCUGUAGAAAAUAUAAAUUUUACUUGUUGAGAUUUCAAAGAUGAAAGGAGACUAAGUAAAUAGGAGUACAGUAA